AGUGCUGAUGGCAAUAACUGGCUCGUGGGCUCAAGAACAUCCAGUGAUAUUCAUCCCGACCUUAUACGUCACGAGUGACGUCGAGCGUCCAAGCGCCCUGCAGGAAGUUGCCUAUCAAGCCAACAUAUGUAACACAACCAUCUACAAAAACAUGAUGGUCAUCACACGUGUCAAUAUUCCGUCUGGAUGGAAUCCAAAUAUUGGAUUGGUUGCAAAAUUGCAGGUUAGAAUAUAAUAGUCAUUGAUCUUGGAUUUGUCAUUGUCAAAUGUUUCUCAAAAGUGCGUCUCAAGAGACCACGCCUUAACCUGCGUACGGGCAUGCUCUGGGUACGAGAUUCUAAAGUACACAACACGUGUAUUCAUGUGCAACAUCUAUAAUUACUUUAUAUUAUCUGAGACUGAGGAUUAAUCCACAUAGUAGGUCUGUGAAAUUGAAAAUGUUCCCCAUUCUUGUUCGAAAGGCACGUGUUCAUCGAAUGCAGGAUCUCAGGAUCCCCUUGAAUUUCUCCGGCCUGGUCUGAUAUACCAACCAUCCCCAGGUUUUCUCCGGUUCAGGUUUCCUGCUAUACUGAGGUUAUAACCACUGGGGAAAAUCUUCAUAUAAAAUACAUGUCUCAAUCGGGUAGGUUAAACCGGGGGCCUUGUAACUUGUGUUUCCGGGAUAUGCAGCAGCAAGUGUUUUGACUCCAUUUGAACGCCACACUUUCCUAUUGUUAUAGUUGUUUUAAAUUCAAUUGUCAACAUAAUUGGGUUUCUUAUAUUUCAACCACAUUUAGGUUUGUACCACCUCAGACUGCAGUAAGGUUCUGUGUACAAAUUACCCUGGAGGAAAGUUCAAUGGUCAACAUAACUGCACAAUCGCUUACAACACAUCAUUGACCGCCAUGUAUGUUUCUGUAACUGCUGGUAACGCUCCGUACAUUGCCUGGACGGUUGCUAUGGAGUUCCUCCCUAAAGAUCAGUAUGUUGAAAAGCCAAACAAACAUUUUUGGUAUUACCGACUGCGUGAAUUUCCUGAACCUAUACCGAUAAACCUGGUCACUCGUGCAGGUGUGAAAAUUCUGCAACAGGUCGUACCCUCUGGAAGUAGGCAUUCAGUGACAACAUUGAACCGACAAGACUUCAGGCUGGCAUUUUGUCCUGACGCUGGAACAACUCUAAGGUGGGUGUUACAAAUUAUUGACAUUGACUGGAGACUUCAUAUUUAUACUAAUCUCGUGUCGCGGUCCCUAGCUUAGGGUUUCUGGCUCUCCCAGUAGUUAAGAUGUCAGAUAUUUGAAGACUGAUUUAAGUCUUGUUGCUGUGUAUGAAAAUCCUCUCUAGAUCAAAGUUGACAUAGCAGCCUUUAUACACUCAAUUUUAAAUUUUAAGGCCCGGUCAUGCACCCUACACAACGAUAAUGUAAAUUGUAAACACGCGAUAAUUGGAAAAAAAAUUGUGUUAGUCUCCACAAUACAACGAAAAUGAUAAAAUUAUCGUUUGACGAUAACGAUUUUAAAAUCGCUCACCUGAGCGAUUUUUUUUUCAGUCGGACGAUAACGAUAAAUUUCUGACCAAUCAGCGCGCGUAUACAAGUUAUCGUAUCGUUAUCGUUGUGCUGUGUGACCUGGGCUUUAUGCUUGCAUGGUUUGUUGCCUCCAACUACCAAUAGCGGACUCUAUGAAUUCGUCUUCUUUACUUUUCUCUAUAAAUACAAUGUGCUCAUUGAUAUAUAGUAUAAACUGUACAGCACUUGAUAUUAGUCACAGUAUUAACGCCAAUCCUUCAUAUGUGCAUGUCUUCCCUAUAGUGUAGUGUCAUUAGAGUCAUGAAAGUUCAGAUUGGAAUCAGUUUAAGUUCCUACAAACUACAAAGACAAGAAGUAGCCAUGGACAUCGUAAUCGCAGCAGUUGACUCAGUUUCAGCAAUGGCUAUACAUAUAUCCGCGAGCCUCGAGUCUAACCUAGGCUCAGAUUCCAGCCGUUGGGUUCUCCGGCUGGAAUCUGAGCCCAAGUCUAACCUUGGAUGCAGGUAAUUAUGAGACUAAGCUGUUAAUAUUCUUCUGUAGAUACAACGUGGAUAUCGUCGUCAGUGCACUCGACUCAGUCUCGGCAAUGGCCACCUAUGUUUGCGAGCCUCCAGUUGACCCCACCAUUGGCUGCACACCAGGUGAUGCUAAAUACUCAGAUCCUCGAGGUAUUGCCAUCAACGUUGUCACACUUGCGACUCGAACAGGAUCUCUCAGAGAUCUUUAUGUUGCUGUAGUUGGCUGGGGUGAUGGCGAACAGACUAACCGAUUUUCUAUCGGAGCAACAGUUACCAAGAUUAGCUGAGAUUGUGGUCCAUUCUUACUACUCCUCCUUCUUCUGUGCCAGGAAUAUUCUGUGUGAUUUAUUUUGCAUUGAUUUGAUAUUGAUAAUUAUAAGUGGUGAUGAUCUAACUUUGAGAAACGUUAUCGUUUAAUCAGAAGAUGUUUAAUUAAAGCAUGUCUUUAUACUUGUUAGUGCAUGCAUUUGUUACUUAUACAGUGUAAAUCUUAUGACGUUAUGUUACUUGUAAAUCAAAAAUGUAAUAAACUUGCAAGAUUGAUUUUAUUUUGCGAGAUUUUUACAAUUGUCAUGCCAAUGUGUAGCCUAUACACUUCAACGUACUGCAUGCGUUUUUAUUUCGAGUUGACAUCAAAACUUGUUCUCUUGGUAUAACUGCAGUGCAUAUGCGUAAAAAUAUUUCAUUUUGUCAACAUUACCUUGUCAACAAGGACGUUUUCUCAGCAGGUUUGUGAACAAGUUGAACAAUUCUGUUUUUGUCAAGUUGAUAGAAGAUCGUCGCUAACAAUUUGUUAAAAGUUGUUGAAUUGUAGAACAAUAACGAGUUGUUCGAACACGUUUGCCGUUUGCGAAAAUCCAGUGAGAGAACAAUCUUGCAGCAACACUGCUGAGGUUUGAAACAACGUUUCUUACAUAACUUUCAUGAAGAUUGAUGAAGAUGACAGCCAGUAAGCACAAAAAGAAGUAUUUUACAGACUAUAUAAAGUUUAUUCUAUAAUAAUUAGGCCUAUUCUUUUAUUAUUACAAAAUGUAAUCUUAUCAAACAUGUAUUCACAAGAGAGAAACUUACAGUAGAACCGCCGAUAGGUUUUUAUUCAUGCAGGACAUCUCUGCUAAUUGCGUCAUAUUUAUAAGCUAUAACAGUGAAAUGAUACGAUUACACUGUAUCAUGCACGCGAUAAAGCACACAUUGCAUAAAACUUUAUUGCACGCAUCCCUGUUUCCAAUCUUGUUACUACCAUAUUUACUUUUUAUUGUAUAUUACGAAUGACAAUUAUGAAGUUCACUUAUCCACUCGCUAAAUUCUGCAUUAAAAUUUUCCUGUUCCACUUUACGAUCCUUCAUUCUCUUUCUUGAUAAUAUACACUUUUUGAUUAGAAACUGUUGCCAGUAAGGUGAAGUCAUGGUAGACAACUGAAAUAAAU
Messenger RNA from Paramuricea clavata, 3451 nucleotides. The record is from the annotation of a GenBank genome assembly. Lineage: Eukaryota; Metazoa; Cnidaria; Anthozoa; Malacalcyonacea; Plexauridae.